AUGGCCGAAGCAGAAGCCAAGAGGAGAUGGGCUGAAGAGAGGCAACGGCGCCGUGAUGGCGACACCGAUCCUACCGUCUCUUUCCCGGGAACUGGAGACAUACGUGAAGCAUGGGAGCGUGGGGCACGAGCCGCUGCAAAGGCACACGUGGGAGAGGCAGGAGAGGAGCUCGCCAGUAAUGUGCGGCAGCAUAUCGAGGAGGAUAGGGGAUACGUUGAAGUUCGCUUGCCCAGCGUAAAGCGGAAGGCGGCAGAAGAGGCCCGGAGAGGGGACGUCGACGUGGCAGAGAAUUCGGGAGAGGCGAAAAGGAAGGCGCAGAGCAACGCGGGUGCAAAGGCUCAUAAGAUGGCGGAGGUAGAGGCGGACCAGAAUGCAGAGGAUGCGGCCCAUCGGUUCGUCGAUGCAGAGGCGGCACUUACGGCAGAGGACGGGACGCCAAAGGAAGCAGAAGCUGCGGCGCAGCAGAAGGUGGGUGCAGAGGCGGUCAAGAGUGCGGAGGCAGUCGCGCGUAAAGAAGCGGGUGCAACAGCAGAGCUGACGUCGGAGGCAGUCGAGCUGCAGGUGGUGGAGGCAGUGGCGCAGAAGGAAUCAGAGGCAACGGCGAGCCAGAAGGAUGAGGCAGCGGCGCAGCAGAAAAAUGAGGCAGACGCACACAACGAAUCAGCGGCAGCAGCGCAGCAGAAGGAUGAGGGUGCGGCGCCCAGGAUGGUUGAGGCAGAGGCGCAGAAGGAAUCAGAGGCAGCGGCACAGCAGAAGGAGGAGGGUGCGGCGCCGAAGAUGGUUGAGGCAGAGGCGCAGAAGGAAUCUGAGGCAGCGGCGCAGCAGAAGGAGGAGGGUAAGGCGCCGAAGAUGGUUGAGGCAGAGGCGCAGAAGGAAUCUGAUGCAACGGCGCAGCAGAAGGAGGGUGCGGCGCCGAAGAUGGUUGAGGCAGAGGCGCAGAAGGAAUCUGAGGCAGCGGCGCAGCAGAAGGAGGAGGGUAAGGCGCCGAAGAUGGUUGAGGCAGAGGCGCAGAAGGAAUCUGAUGCAGCGGCGCAGCAGAAGGAGGGUGCGGUGCCGAAGAUGGUUGAGGCAGAGGCGCAGAAGGAAUCUGAUGCAGCGGCGCGGCAGAAGGAGGAGGGUGCGGCGCCAAAAAUGGUUGAGGCAGAGGCGCAGAAGGAAUCUGAGGCAGCGGCGCGGCAGAAGGCGGAGGCAGAGGAGCAGAAACAGGCUGCGGAAGAGGCACUACAACUGGCUCGGGCAGAAGCGCGGAAGAAGGCUGUUGUAGAGGCGCGGCAGAAGGAGGAGGGUGAGGCGCAGAAGAUGCCAGAGGCCGAGGAGCAGAAGCAGGCUGAGGCUGACGGACGUAGGAAGCCAGAUGGAGAGGAGGGUUCAGAUGGGAAUAAAAUGAUACAGACAGAGGGACGGGAGACGGCGGGUGCUGAGGGGCACAUCAACGCAGAGGAAGAGGGGCAGCACGACGAGGAGGCAGCAUCGCAGGUAUUCGCAUACCGAGAGACGCAGAGCAUGGCAGAGACAGAGCGUCAAAAUACUAUGGAGGAGGUUCGUGUGGUCCCGGAGGCUGGAGUGGGGCACUACGAGGGAGAUGCGCUGGAAACAGAAGAGGAGCAGAAUGAGGAGGAUACGGUACAUCCGGCAGUCCGGAUAUUUUUGGGAGGAAGUCCGACGCGGGGACCAGGAACCGGGGUAGAGAGGCCAUGGAGGGUGGCAGACGAUGGGGCGCCUAGGGAUACAGUGGAUCUCAACAGGCAGAGGCGGCCUACCCUUCACCAGAGAACAGUGGAGAGGAAUCUCAGCCAAGGCGGGGUGGCAGAAGCGUUUUGGCAGGUUCGCCAGUCGGGAGGGGGGAUGGCGGAGGGCACGUUAAAGGGGGUGGAAGAGAGGUUGAGAGAGGUUCUGAGAGAAGACUCUGAGCGGCGGAACAGGGAUAGACUGCAGGACGAGGAGCGGAGGCAGAAGGCCACGAGGAAGGAAGCAGACGCCGCAGAGAGACGGGAGAAGGAACGACAGCAGGAGGAAGAGCGUCGGCAGAAGGAGAUGAGAGAGGGAAUGAAGGAGAUGAAGGAGGCGAUGAUGAAGGAGAUGAAGGCAGAAAUGAAGGAGAUGAAGGAUGGGAUGGUAAACCAGAUUGUGGGGAGGUUGAGCGCAGUUUUGAGAGAAGAAUCCGAGCGGCAGAAGAAGGCGAGGCAAGACGACGCGGAGCGGCGACAACAGCAGGACGCGAAGAGGAAACAAGUGGCGGACGACGAGGAGAGACAGAAGAAGAAACAACUGGACGAGCAAUGGCGGAAGGAGGAGGAGAAGAGGAAGGAUGUAGAGGCCACAGAGCGGCGGAGGAAGAAGAAACAUCAGGAGGAAGAGCGAUGGCAGAAGGAGGUGGAGGCGGGAAUGAAGGAGGUAAUGGAGGCUAUGAAGGAGAUGAAGACGGGGAUGAAGGGGUGGAAGGAGGGGAUGCUAAGUGAGGUGGAAAAGCGGCUGUCAGUAGUUCUGAGAUUGGACGCAGAGCGGCGGCAAAAGGAAGAGCAGGGUAGGAAGGCAACGGAGGGAGAUCGGCCACAGAAGGAGGAUGCGCAGAGGAAGGAGGCUGAGAAGGACGAUCGGGAGGAAAGGGAGAAACAACAGGAGAAGGAGCACCGGCAAAAUGAGGAGGCGCAAAGGAAGGAGGCAAAGGAAGGAGAGCGGGUGGAGAGGGCGAAACAGCAGGAGAUGGCGCGCCUGCAGAAGGAAGAGGCGCAGCGGAAAGAUGCAGAGGAGGCCGAGAGGCAGGAGAGGGAGAAACAGCAGGAGAUGGCGCGCCUGCAGAAGGAGGAGAGGCAGAGGAAGGAGGCAGAGGAGGUAGAGCGGCGUCAGAGGGCGAAACAGCAGGAAUUGGACCGCCUGCAGAAGGAGGAGGCGCAGAAGAAGGAGGCAGAGGAGGCCGAGCGGCAGCAGCGGGCGAAACAGCAGGAGAUGGAGCGCAUGCAGAAGGAGGAGGCGCAGAAGGAGGCAGAGGAGGCCGAGCGGCUUUAG
This is a messenger RNA of Closterium sp. NIES-65, 3006 nucleotides long. The record is from the annotation of a GenBank genome assembly. Lineage: Eukaryota; Viridiplantae; Streptophyta; Zygnematophyceae; Desmidiales; Closteriaceae.